Apis mellifera (honey bee) is the source of this 2112-nucleotide messenger RNA. Its product is annotated as myrosinase 1. The coding region runs from base 266 to 1756 and encodes 496 amino acids. The transcript has 8 exons. The record is from RefSeq and is a predicted model, not a curated record. Lineage: Eukaryota; Metazoa; Arthropoda; Insecta; Hymenoptera; Apidae. Gene Ontology annotation, biological process: carbohydrate metabolic process. Gene Ontology annotation, molecular function: beta-glucosidase activity.
UUAAAUAUAUCUAUUAACAUAUAUAUACAUGUGAAAACAGAUAUAAAAUGAAUCAUCGAGAUGAAGUUAAUCAGUUCUAUUUCUAUUGUCAAUCAUCAACAGUUAUAACAUAACUAACUAACUACAAUAUCACGUUGAUAAAAACUCGAGGACAGAAAUAUUCCAUGUAUUAUAUUAUCGACAUCGAUAACAUAUAAAAAAUUAUAUAUAUAUGUGACAAUUUUAAUUAUAAUCAGUGUAUUUACAUCAUAGUUUCGAAGCAAAUAUGUUCGCUACUUCUUCACUAGGAAUCAGUACACUUUUUUUACUUGUAAUAUCUGCAAGUGGUGAAGUUGCUAAUAAUACUAAUGUGGAUUAUUUACGAUUUCCACCUAAUUUUCUUUUGGGAGCUGCAACAGCCGCAUAUCAAAUAGAAGGAGCUUGGAAUGUGAGCGAUAAAGGAGAAAGUGUUUGGGAUCGAUUCGUCCAUUACCAGGAUCAUCGUGUUUAUAAUAAUGAUACGGGAGAUAUUGCCGCGAAUUCUUAUUAUAAAUACAAGGAAGAUGUUGCCCUUUUGAAGAAAAUUGGAUUUAAAUCGUAUCGUUUCUCCAUUAGCUGGCCACGAAUUCUACCAACUGGCUUCGUGAACAAGAUCAGUAAAGAUGGUGUUCGAUAUUAUCAUAAUCUCAUCGAUGAAUUGUUGGCAAACAAUAUCGAGCCUAUGGUAACGCUUUAUCACUGGGAUCAUCCGCAAAAUUUGGAAGAUGCAGGUGGUUGGUUGAACUCAAAUAUGGUCGAUUGGUUCGGUGAUUAUGCCAGAGUUGUGUUUUAUGAAUUCGGUUCGAAAGUGAAACGAUUCAUUACGAUAAACGAGCCAAAGUCCAUUUGUCUGAAUGGUUAUUCGUCCGGCAAACACGCGCCUGGCAAAAAAUUGCACGGUAUCGGCGAAUACUUGUGUAUACAUAAUGUAAUCAAGGCGCAUGCAAGAGCCUACAGAAUUUAUGAGGAAGAAUUUAAAAAGAAUUAUAAUGGCCAAGUUGGUUUUUUGAUCAAUAUAAUGGCCUACAUACCUAGGAAUUUGACAGAUGCGUAUGCUAUGGAAGUUGCUUUCCAAUUCAAUGUCGGAUGGUGUUUGCAUCCAAUUUACUCGAAGGAAGGUGAUUACCCAGAAUUGAUGAAGAUCAUGGUGGGUAACAAAAGCUUGGAGCAAGGUUUCAUGAAAUCUCGUUUACCUACGUUUGAUUCAGAUUGGAUUGAAUACAUACGAGGAAGUUCUGACUUCUUGGCUGUGAAUCAUUAUACUUCAAGAUUAGUUACAUUUGGUUCUAUGGGAGAGUUGCCAUCUCAAAGAAAUGAUCAAGGAGUGAAAAUGUUCACGGAUAGUUUUUGGAAGUCAUCAGCAUCAAAUUGGUUAAAAGUUGUACCUGAAGGUUUCCGGAUUAGUCUGAAAUAUUUGGCAACACAUUAUGGAAAUCCUCCAAUGUAUAUCACUGAAAAUGGUGUCUCCGAUUUUGGAACACUCAACGAUGACGACAGAAUCUAUUAUUAUCGAGAAUAUUUAAAACAGAUGCUUCUCGCCAUUUAUGAUGAUAAAGUGAAUGUACAAGGAUAUUUCUUGUGGUCCCUUCUGGACAAUUUUGAAUGGGAGAUGGGAUAUCGGGAACGUUUUGGUAUUGUAUAUGUCGACUAUAAUGAUUCCAACAGAACACGUAUAUUGAAAAAGUCUGCUUCCUGGUGGGAAAACGUUAUAGCUGCUGGAAAAAUUGACACAUCCUAAAUCAUUUUGAUUUAUCUACAAAAAAAUAAUUAAAUACAAUUAAUUAUAAUUGUAAUGAAUUAUUAAUAAUAUUUUUAAAAGUUAUUGUUAAUAACACAACUUAUAUAAUUUUUCUUGUGAAUCAUGAAUUUUAAUUAAUAUUUUUAGUAAAAUUAUUAAUAUGUCAUUUAUCAUUAAUUAUAUUAUUCAUUUUCUUGUCUAAAAUUAAUAUCUAUUUAUGAUUAUCUAAUUUUUUCAAUUUUCUUUUUUUCUUCGAGCCCAUAAAAUUAUAAUGUAUAAAAAAAAUUCUAAGAUUUUCGGCCGGAUUAUAUAUAACUCCAUUUAAAACUCCAUUUAAAAAAUCUGAAAAAAAAAAA